AUGCCCCUCCUCACCAUGCACAGCCAGCAGAUCAGCUGGACUCCACUGCUGGUACUGGGGUACCUCUUCUACCUCCUCCUGGGUGCUAUGGUGUUCCAGCUUCUGGAGAAGCAGGCAGAAACACAUUUUCGGGACCAGUUCCAGCUGGAAAAGCUCAAGUUCCUGCAGAAUUACACAUGCUUGGACAGACAAGCCCUGGAGCAGUUUGUACAGGUCCUCAUGGAAGCAUGGGAAAAAGGAGUCAACCCAGAAGGAAACUCUACAAAUCCCAGUAACUGGGACUUCAGCAACUCCUUCUUUUUUGCAGGAACUGUUGUCACCACUAUAGGUUAUGGUAACCUGUCCCCCAGCACAGUGGCAGGGCAGAUCUUCUGUGUGUUUUAUGCCUUAUUUGGAGUGCCUCUCAACCUGGCCUUCCUUAAUCAGCUGGGGAAAGCUCUCAAUGCUCAUCUGCUUACCCUGGGAAGAUGGGUGCAAAAGCCAGGACGUGCCCAGGUGGUUCAAACACUAGCAGUGGCCAUCUUCCUGACCACUGGGACUUUGCUUUUCCUGGUGUUCCCACCAUUAGUGUUCAGUUACGUAGAAGGCUGGAGCUAUGGAGAAGGCUUUUACUUCACCUUCAUCACCCUGAGCACCAUUGGAUUUGGGGACUAUGUAGUAGGUACAAACCCCAACAAGCACUAUAUCCCUGUGUACAGGAGCCUAACUGCAAUAUGGAUUGUUUUUGGCUUGGCCUGGCUGGCUCUGGUCUUCAACGUGGGAGCUGACUUGAUGGAAAGAUACCUUCAGCUAAAGUGGCACAAGUCUGACUUAAGCUUGGCAGAAGGAGACACCACCAAACUGGAAGAUGAACCUGAGCAGCCUAGAAUCCAUAUCCCUAGCUGAGUAAGUGGGAUUCAGUUCUUAUGGUCACUCAUUUUCAAAA
This is a messenger RNA of Passer montanus (Eurasian tree sparrow), 925 nucleotides long. RefSeq names its product potassium channel subfamily K member 16-like. NCBI's taxonomy places the organism in Eukaryota, Metazoa, Chordata, Aves, Passeriformes, Passeridae. Gene Ontology annotation, biological process: stabilization of membrane potential; potassium ion transmembrane transport. The coding region runs from base 1 to 885 and encodes 294 amino acids. Gene Ontology annotation, cellular component: membrane. Gene Ontology annotation, molecular function: potassium ion leak channel activity. The record is from RefSeq and is a predicted model, not a curated record. The transcript is spliced from 6 exons.